UGAGUCGGCAAAAUUUUCGUGUUUCUUUUUUUUGCUGGGCGGGCGCGAGGGAACGGAUCCAAAUUAACCAAUUCGUUUUCGGCGAAAUCCUAUUCUUACUCCGGUGAAAUUACCGAAUCAAAAACCCUACUCUCGAAGAAACUUGCUGUGCUCAAGCUUCUUCAAUGGCGGAUGAUGGCUCCGCCUCUAAUCGAAGGGACCCAAUAAAGUCUUCAGUUGGAAAUGUUGCGGGACAAAGAAGACGAAAACAAGCUGUUACAGUGGCGAAGGAAAGAAGGGAAUUACUGGUUAGGGCAAAGCGGCUUUGUAGGGUGGGUACUAAUGGCGAUGUUGAGGAUGCUCUUGUUGAGAAUGAGAUGAUGGUUGAUGAAGAGCAGCCUAUAUUGGAGGCUCAAGCCAGUAAAUCUGUGGAAGAGCUCAAGUCCGCUGUUCAAUACCAGGGAAAAGGUGCAAUGCAGAAGAGGGUGACUGCUCUUCGGGAACUCAGGCGUUUAUUAUCAAAAUCUGAGUUCCCUCCUGUUGAAGCUGCGCUCCGUGCUGGUGCAAUACCUUUACUUGUGCAGUGUCUUUCAUUUGGCUCCCCCGACGAACAGUUACUUGAGUCAGCUUGGUGUCUUACCAACAUUGCUGCUGGAAAACCUGAAGAAACAAAAGCUCUAUUACCUGCAUUGCCGUUACUCAUUGCUCACCUUGGAGAAAAGAGCUCCGCACCGGUGGCUGAGCAGUGCGCAUGGGCAAUUGGUAAUGUUGCCGGUGAAGGAGAAGAUUUGAGAAAUGUUCUUUUGUCUCAAGGGGCUUUGCCACCUCUAGCACGUAUGAUUUUUCCCGACAAGGGUUCAACAGUGAGAACAGCUGCAUGGGCAUUGUCAAAUCUGAUUAAGGGACCUGAGUCAAAGGCAGCAGCACAACUUGUUAAAAUUGAUGGGAUACUGGAUGCAAUUCUUCGACACUUGAAGAAAACGGAUGAGGAAACUGCCACGGAAAUUGCAUGGAUCAUUGUUUACCUAUCUGCCCUCUCAGAUAUCGCUACAAGUAUGCUCUUGAAGGGAGGCAUUCUUCAACUACUUAUUGACAGAUUAGCAACCUCAAGUAGCCUACAACUUCUCAUCCCGGUUCUCCGAAGUUUAGGCAAUUUUGUCGCUGUUGAUCCCAAAGCAGUAUUAACAAUUCUUAUCCGUGAACAGAACACUGAAGAAAGCAUCAUUGGUGUGCUUGCAAAGUGCUUAAGAAGCGAGCACCGUGUUUUAAAGAAGGAAGCUGCUUGGGUGCUAUCUAAUAUAGCGGCGGGAUCUAUUGAACACAAGAGAAUGAUACAUUCUACUGAAGUAAUGCCAUUGUUGCUACGGAUUCUUUCCACAUCCCCCUUUGAUAUAAGGAAAGAAGUUGCCUAUGUCUUGGGAAAUCUCUGUGUAGAAUCUGCAGAAGGAGACAGAAAACCAAGGAUAAUUCAAGAGCAUUUAGUCUCUAUUGUCAGUGGCGGUUGCCUCCGGGGUUUCAUUGAGCUGGUCAGAUCUCCUGAUAUCGAAGCUGCUAGGCUUGGUCUUCAGUUCAUUGAGCUGGUUUUAAGAGGAAUGCCAAACGGGGAAGGGCCAAAGCUUGUGGAAGGAGAAGACGGUAUCGAUGCAAUGGAACGGUUUCAGUUUCAUGAGAACGAAGAGCUGAGAGUCAUGGCGAACAGUCUUGUGGAUAAAUACUUUGGUGAAGAUUAUGGAAUCGAUGAAUGAAAUCGCCUCGGAUUUUAGGGUGAGAAUACAAAGAAAGUCGGAUGAUGAAAUCAAAAGGAAACUAGUCAUCUUAGCGUUUGCUUGUAACGAUAGUGAGUGAGAGAGAAAGACAAUAGUCUUUAGGUUUUGUCUUUUGGGUUGUUGUUGUAACUACUUGUAAUACAGUUUUGUCUCACCGAAGGUUUGAUUCCUUUUUGUCGUAUCCUCCUUGUCACUUCAAAUCCAAUUAUAAGAUACACUGUCAAUGUAAUUAUGAUUUUUAGAUACGGUGGUAUUUUAUUUGAAUAUCGAAUUAUCUUUUUAAUCUAAGCUAAACUAAAGUAAAUGAUUUU
Arabidopsis thaliana (thale cress) is the source of this 2056-nucleotide messenger RNA. It is a transcript of the gene IMPA-9, whose product is annotated as importin alpha isoform 9. Gene Ontology annotation, molecular function: nuclear import signal receptor activity. The record is from RefSeq and is marked reviewed. The transcript has 11 exons. Gene Ontology annotation, biological process: protein import into nucleus. Gene Ontology annotation, cellular component: cytoplasm; nuclear envelope. The coding region runs from base 165 to 1724 and encodes 519 amino acids. Lineage: Eukaryota; Viridiplantae; Streptophyta; Magnoliopsida; Brassicales; Brassicaceae.